This is a messenger RNA of Acanthochromis polyacanthus (spiny chromis), 2377 nucleotides long. RefSeq names its product beta-galactoside alpha-2,6-sialyltransferase 2-like. Bases 463 to 1701 code for a protein of 412 amino acids. The transcript is spliced from 6 exons. Gene Ontology annotation, molecular function: sialyltransferase activity. Lineage: Eukaryota; Metazoa; Chordata; Actinopteri; Pomacentridae. The record is from RefSeq and is a predicted model, not a curated record.
AGGUCUGAGGGUCCGGUUCCGUUCUCUGUGCCCGGACACACACGGGACUGUACCGAGCUAACGGAGCUCUACCCCCGGAAAGAGGCAGGACUGUAGCCCACUAAUGGAGCUGUAUCCCCGCACACACGCGGGACUGUACCCCGCUGACGGAGCUCUGUCCCCGGUCACCGGCAGGACUGUAACCCGCUAACGGAGCUCUAUCCACGAAAACAGACAGGACUGUACCGAGCUAACGGAGCUCUAUCACCGGACACACACAGGACUGUAACCCGCUAACAGAGCUCUAUCACCGGACAGAGGCAGGAUUGGACCCCGCUAACGGAGGUCUUCUCUCCGCAAUCAGGUACAGAAGCUCUCUGACGUUACAUCGCACCUGUCCGGUCUUCGGUUCCUCUCGACUCUAUUCGGCUUGUGUCGCCGAAGUUGGUGACCUCAUCGGGCCCCUCCCCCCAGGCCUCUCCCAUGGCGUCAUGGCGACGGUGUCUAUUGGCCGUCCUGCUCAUUUGGCUCCUCCUCUUCCUGUCGCUGCUGUGUCACUUCCUGGACCUCCGGUUCUCGUCUCCUCCUCGGACCAGGUCUGCAGCAGAACCCGGCCUCCUUUGGGUCGGAUCCCGCCACCCGGCCUCGGUUUCUCGGCACCAGGUCCUCAGACCUGCCGGGGCCCCAGAGGAGGACUGGAGAAGGAGAUCCGAAGACUACUACAGGAGGCGGUCCCUGGAGGUCCUGCACAGGUUCUGGACCGGGAACCUGACCGUCGACAUGCUGGGUCCACGACUCCAGAAGGUCCUGAAGGUCCAGCUGAGCUCCAACAAACACCAGGUGGUGUACCGGGGGCCACGGGGGCCCCGCAGGUCCGGCCCUCAGCUGUACUGCGACCUGAAGAGGAGGACCAGGAUCCGGACCGUGGACGGGACUCAGGAGCCGUUCUCUAGUCUGGGCUGGGCCCGCUUGGUGCCGCCGCGACCUCUGGAUCAGAUCUGGACCCCCCAGUACCGGACCUGCGCCGUGGUGACGUCAGCGGGGUCCAUUUUAAACUCCUCACUGGGGGCCGAGAUCGACUCCCAUGAUGCAGUUCUGCGUUUUAACUCCGCCCCCACCAGAGGCUUCGAGAGAGACGUGGGCAACAAGACCACCCUCCGCAUCAUCAACUCCCAGAUCGUGUCUCGUCCGGAGCAUCAGUUCAGCAGCAGUCCGUUGUAUCGAGACGUCGCUCUGCUGCUCUGGGACCCGGCGCCGUACUCAGCCAACCUCACUGCGUGGUUCCUGAAGCCCGACUUCAAUCUGUUCUCUCCAUACGUGGAACGGCGCCGCCUCCGACCCCAGCAGCCGUUCUACGUUCUCCACCCCGAGUUCAUCUGGUCUCUGUGGGACCUGAUCCAGGACCACACCCAGGACCAGAUCCAGCCCAACCCGCCCUCCUCCGGAUUCAUCGGCAUCGUGGUGAUGAUGUCACUGUGCCGUGAUGUCAGUGUCUAUGAGUUCAUCCCGUCAUUGCGUCGCACUGACCUGUGCCACUACUACGAGCGUUACCGUGACAACGCCUGUACGCUGGGAGCCUACCACCCUCUGCUGUACGAGAAGCUGCUGCUCCAGAGGAUGAACCAGGGGACCUCCAUGGAGCUGAAGGCCAAAGGAAAGCUCACGCUGAGGGGCCUCAGAGACCUCAGCUGUGGAGGACAACCUGGUAGAACCUCCAGGUGACCUGAUGGAACCUCCAAGUGACCUGGUAGAACCUCCAGGUGACCUGAUGGAACCUCCAAGUGACCUGGUAGAACCUCCAGGUGACCUGAUGGAAUCUCCAAGUGACCUGGUAGAACCUCCAGGUGACCUGAUGGAAUCUCCAAGUGACCUGGUAGAACCUCCAGGUGACCUGAUGGAACCUCCAAGUGACCUGGUAGAACCUCCAGGUGACCUGAUGGAAUCUCCAAGUGACCUGGUAGAACCUCCAGGUGACCUGAUGGAAUCUCCAAGUGACCUGGUAGAACCUCCAGGUGAAACCGUGUGGAGCCAAUGGUUCUGAUCAGUUAAUCGAUCAGCGAAUAGAUCAGGUAAUUGAUCGGUGCUGAUCCUCUGAAACAUUUUAAUGAACGUCGACUCUGGAUGUAAUUUUUUUUAACACAAAUUAAUUUUGUACUAAAUAUGAAGAAGUUCCUGCUGUUAUAAAUGUUUACAGAGUAUUUACAGAAUGUUUACAGAAUGUUUACAUAAUGUUUACAGAGUAUUUACAGAACGUUUACAGAACGUUUACAUAAUGUUUACAGAUCUUCUAGAACAUUAAUAAUGUCUUACAUAAUAUCUGAUAAAACGUGUGAUGGAGUUUUUCUCUCUAAAAUAGCGUUUUAUUGACAGUAAUACAUUAAAGUGUUUGUGAACUGAA